Messenger RNA from Scomber japonicus (chub mackerel), 3049 nucleotides. RefSeq names its product abhydrolase domain containing 15a (gene abhd15a). Gene Ontology annotation, molecular function: short-chain carboxylesterase activity; monoacylglycerol lipase activity. The record is from RefSeq and is a predicted model, not a curated record. The coding region runs from base 452 to 1939 and encodes 495 amino acids. NCBI's taxonomy places the organism in Eukaryota, Metazoa, Chordata, Actinopteri, Scombriformes, Scombridae. The transcript has 3 exons.
GCGCGUUGCACACAGACAUUUCAUGCACUACCAACUGUUGGGUUGAAGCACCGGUCGAGCGAGCGCAGUCCUGCAUAUGGUCGCUUUCAGCACCAGGUGGCUUUUGGAUGCAUGAAACACGGAUGGCAUUUCCCCGUUCAUUAAAAAGGUGCCUACAGACAUGGAAACAUUUAUAAGCCGCAAUGAUAGAAACGCUGCGUAAGUGACAGCACGUCUACAACGACAAGGGACUGGUGCGCUCUGGCACCGCAGACAAGCAGUCACCAAACUUCACACGAACAAAGCACCAAUUUAGGACAAAAGAUCGGGACACUGUAAGACUGAACAUGUUUCCGUGGACUAUUUCUAAUCUGCAUUUGUAGCCUUAUUAUCAACUUCAGCACCAGAAUAAGGUGUGGAAAGCGUCCGUGCUGUGCUCAUUUUGCCUUCCCUCUCCCCCCCGACCGUGCCAAUGCUAGAAUGGCUUGUGGCUUUGUGCAUUGUGAUCCUGGUGGUCUUUAUCUGGCCAGGCUCUGCUAUGCUCCAAGAAUUGGGGAUUUCACGGCAGGCAGCGAAGGACAAAACCGUGAGAUGCAUCUCAGACAGAGUGGGGAGUGACAGUGCUCAGAUGGCCUGUGCGGGAGCCGAAACCGAUGAGAAAGCACGCACCGUGGCACUCAUCUGCAAACCGUCCGCGCUGGCCAACUAUCUCCUGAAACACUGCAGGACUUUCAGCAAUUACUCGCCGUGUGUCGGGUGGACGUGGCGGGCCAGUGCCUUCCUCCUGAGUGUGUAUGAAGCGUGCUGGCCGUACGACAGUCCGGUCCAGUUUGUGCGGGACAACCUGCAGCUGAGCGACGAUGGGCUGCUGGCCUUGGACUGGGCAGUUCCGUCUUACCAAAAACGACGCAGGACUUCUAGUCACUCCACCAGCCCGGUUCUUCUCAUCAUCCCAAACUCUUUUGGGAGGAUUACAAGAAAUGUGUUGAAGUUGUGUGAAACAGCAUUAUCCCACGGCUACCUCCCAGUGGUCUUCAACCGUCGCAGCCAUAACGGCACACCGCUCACCACCGUGAAACUGCAGCAGUUCGGUGACCCCGCGGAUCUUCGAGAGGCCGUGCGCUACAUUCGUUAUCGGCAGCCUGCAGGAAGACUGUACGCCGUGAGCGAGAGCACGGGGUCAGGCCUUCUCCUGUCUUACCUGGGGGAGUGCGGAUCAUCGAGCUACGUGACAGCAGCCGUCUGCCUGUCACCCGUGUUCCGCUGCCAGAGCUGGUUCGAGAAUGGACUCGGCUGGCCCUUGCAGUGGGCUUUGGUGCUCUACCAGAAGUUCUGCCUCAGCAGAUACAGGACAGCGCUGGGUGAGACCAUACAGACAGACACCUUGUUUUCUAGCUGUUCUUUGCGUGGUCUGGAGGAAACGUUAUUCUGUCAGGCUGGCAGCAGCAGCAGCAGCAGCAACACUUCAGGUGCCUGGGAUGCUUACUGGGAGCGCAAUGAACCCUUAAGAGAUGUGGAUGAAGUGGCUAUUCCUGUUCUGAGCGUCUGUGCUCAAGAUGACCCUGUCCGUGGCGACACCCAAUCCACGGUGCCCCUCGAACUCUUUGAGACCAACCCACAUUUUUUUCUCCUCCUAACAGGCCGUGGCGGUCACUGCGGUUUCCCCACCCAAUCCAAGGGGAGUGCCACUGGUGGCUCCGCGGUUGUACCGAACAGUGGGAUGGAAAGCUGUGGGACCUAUUGGAGCCACAAAGCUCUGUUGGAAUUCUUUCGGGCGACCACAGACUUCUUCGCUGCAGAGGAAAGAGCAAAGCAACUCGCUGCUAGGAGGAGGGGGCUCGGGGGAGGCUCAGGGGGGAGGGUUUUCCGUCACCGCAGUGUCAGUACAUGUAAACGAGUGCCAGCGUGUUCCCAUAACAUCCACGCCAUUUACAAUUGGCAGAGGUCCUAUACACGAUGAGGGAGCUUGAUGGAAGUAGAUGGACUACAGUACACUGAUGCUGUUUGAAUUUGGGAUAUGAAGGACUGUGUUUGUCAUGACCAAAAGUAGAAAAGUGCUUGGGGUUUGUGACGCAGGACGAGGUCGCGGAGAACUUCUGAGCAAGAGAGAGCAAGUGUUGUUAUCACAUUCUUGAUGUGAGCCAUAAAACACUAAGACACAAAAUAAAAAGUUCAUAAAAGGCCACAAGCUUGCGUGCAGUUGUUAUAUUCAAACUUUUGACACUAAACUCUCAAGAUGGGUGGGAAAUCUAUUUUUCUACAGACUGAUACAAGUCUAUUCACUGCCAGCUGUUGAAACUGAAGGAUUCUGCCACAGAUGUAUUAACAGACACAUAGACAUUUAUUAAUCCAUAAAUUAAUCUGUCUCACAUCAGCAUUUGGGAUAUUUGAAACAUUGACACUUACUGUAGUAUUUUAUUAAAGUUUGGUAUAACUUAAAAGUGUUGAAAUGAUGUAUGAAGGAGAGUUUACUGUGUAUAUUAUUGGAUGUUCUCCUUUUUUUCUUUUUUUGGGGAAAUGUCCUGUGAUGUCCAGAGUGGAAGAACUGGCAUGUGGCUGCCACCCAGUCAGCUUCCACAGGAAAGUCUGUGUCAUGAGGUUAUGAUAUUUUAAUGAGCUGGGUGGGUGGAAGCAUUUUAUGAGUUUUCCUGUCUCAUCAUUCAAACUCUAUAAUAAGAGGUUUCCCCCGGCAGGUGGUGAAGCAGUUAGGUUGCUGGUUUACUGAGAUGGAGCAUUGAAGACUUGGUAGUAUAAUGUUUAAAACAUUUCUUGAAUUUCUGGUAAUUUUGCUUUAUGGGUUGAUUCUUGUGCAUAAGACUAAUAAAGUACAGAAAUCAAAAUAAAGAAAUAUUUGAUGUUCAAAGGGCAGCUCUGCAGUUUAAUAAGCAGGAACAAAGCCAAGGUUCAGAAAAGUAUAAAGCUAAAGUUAGGAUGCAAACCUACCAAGCACUAUUCAUGAACUUAAUGUUGUGUUUUGUUUCAUAAUUGUGCCAUACAGUUGAUAUUUGUAUAAUAUUAUGUGAUGGAUUUAUGGGAAAUAAAUGUAUAAUAAAGAAAAGAUUAUGAUAAA